AGAAAGAGCUAGAAAAGCUUGCCGAAUUUAGGAAGGCGCAAUUUCUUUCCGGGUUGCGAUUCAGAAAAUAUCCCUCGGUCUCCCCGACCGGUUUCGGUUCGAUGGUUGGGCCCGAGGAUAUUGGUUUAAGUCUAAUUCAUGAUCCGAGUGAAGAAGGACUUCAUUCAAUAUUCAAGAGUCAACUUACUUUCUUUCAGCGACUAAGCCAAGAAUAGGCUUGACUCGAACAUGUGUCAGCGGUCUCAUUGCAUAGCACGCAAGUAUAGUGUUUUCUGUAUUUCUAACCAGUCUGUACAUAACCAGCUGUCCAGCUUAUCAUAGGAAAUAAAUAAUAUCGAAUCAAAACAUACCAAUUAUCGAAUAUCCAGAUGCAGUGAAUUAAUAUCUUAUUUGAUCGCAUCCUUUUUUUCUCACCAUUUUCCUAUGUCUAUAAAUAAUGAAGAAUUUUUUUUUUAACAAUACCCUAACUCCCUAAGUCAAAAAAAUCACUCAACGAGUAAGAAAGAAAGAGAGAGAGGGAGAGUGACCUAAACCCAGCUCCCUCCCAAGGCAAACCCACCCUCUCAAGAAAAACCCCUCAAAUCCCUAAAACAAAGAAAACCCUAAUUUCAUCCCAUCCUCUGUUUUCCCCUUGAUUUCGAAAUCCAAAACCCUAAUUUUCUCCCUCUAUUUUUCAUGCCAUAAAUUCAAUUCAACAAUGUCCCAAAACCCACUUCAACAACCACCCCACCAUUCUCUCUCCUCCGUCAACGCCGCCGUAAAAGGCUGCUACGGCUGCAACUCCGACGACCACUGGAUUCUCCACAACAUCAAAUUCCGAGACGAAGAAUGUCGAAAACUCUGCACUUCGUGUGUAUUAAAGAAUCAUCCGACGUCGUUUUGCCCUCUUUGCUUCAACCUCCAUGACCCCAAAACGCUAAACCCAUCUUUGCCAUCUUCAUCUUCUUCGUCGUCGUCUUCUUCUUCCUUGAAUCGCAUCCUCACAUGCUUGAAAUGCAGUUCUGCCUCUCACAUCGCGUGCAUCGAUGCUAAAACCCCGAAAUCCCCGUAUCUUUGCCCUCCUUGUUCAAACCCAUCUUUCAAAUUCUUUGAUUUGAAGAAACCCAGAAAAAUUCGUGAUCAACCGCCGUCUGACGGUGGUUGUGGCGGCGGAGGAGGUGGUGGUGAGACCCCUCCGACGAAGGUGGUGGAAGAGAUGAAGCAGUAUAUUGAUGAGAGAGCGGCGAGAGUGUUCUUAUUGGCGGCGAAGAUAUCGGCGAUGUCGAUGAGUAGGGCGGCGAGUAUUAUGAGGAGUGAUGCUGAGAGGAAAGCUACUGAUGCUGCAUUAGCUAGGAAAAGAGCAAAAGAAGCAAUUGAUUAUGUCAUGAGUUUAUCUAAUUGGAUUCCCAAUGUUAAACACCAGAAGAGGGAUGUUCUUGUUUCGGGUUCGAAACCGGGUUAUGAGGCUGGUAAGAUGGAAACCAAUGGUGGGGUGCACAAUGUAGGUGGUUCCGGUGGCGCUGGUGGUAGUGGGAAUGGGAAUGGAGUGGUGACCGUGGUGCCGGGGCCGCAGAGUAAUGGUGGGAAUAACAAUCAUUUGAGUGGUAAUGGGAAGGAGACUGCAGUGUAGUUGAGGAAUUUUAGUGUUUGUUUUUGAAAAUUUACAGGUUAAAUUUUGGUGGGGUUGAUGAAGAUGAUCAAUUUGUUUUGUAAAAUUCAGUGAAUUUUAUGUAAAUUGAUGAUCCUCUGGAUUGGUUUCUUGUAUUAUAGUUGGAAAUGGAGGUGAUGAAAUUUGUUUGUAAUUUGAAGAAAAGAAAAUUCAAUCUGUUUUAUGCCAAA
Molecule: messenger RNA, 1818 nt
Organism: Chenopodium quinoa (quinoa)
Lineage: Eukaryota; Viridiplantae; Streptophyta; Magnoliopsida; Caryophyllales; Amaranthaceae
Product: transcription factor Sox-1-like
Exons: 1
Coding region: 698-1609 (303 amino acids)
Source: RefSeq, a predicted model, not a curated record